UAUCAAGCUUGUAUAGUGCAUUUAUUUAUCUAUAUAAUUUAUAUAAGAAUGCUUUAUUUUGUCUUCGGUCGCUGCCAAUCAGUCCUUUAAGAGACGAAAUGCAGGACGAGAAUGAAUUAGAGCAAAACUCCGAAAACUGGUCCUGGUGGCCAUCUUGGCGGCCGACAUCUAUGUCUCUGCUGAAGAGUUGUGAAGCCAAAAUUCUUGCCUGUAUACAGAAUGACGUGUGGUCCCGAUUUGUAACGCUGCCCAAUCAAAACAGAAUAUGGACCCUCACUGUGACCAACAAAGCAGCACACAAAACUUCAGACCAAGCCUCUCAAAUGCCUCUUGUGAUGGUCCAUGGCUUUGGAGGAGGAGUUGGUCUGUGGGUCCGAAACCUGGACGCACUCAGUCGCUCACGGCCCGUCUACACCUUCGACCUGCUUGGUUUUGGGAGGAGUUCCCGCCCUGCAUUUCCUAAUGAUGCCUCGUUAGCCGAAGAGCAGUUUGUCAGCUCUAUAGAGCAAUGGAGGCAAAGCAUGGGUUUGGAGCGUAUGAUCCUUCUGGGCCACAGCCUUGGAGGUUACCUGGCAUCAUCAUAUUCCAUCCAGUACCCUGAAAGAGUGAGUCACCUCAUCCUGGUAGAUCCCUGGGGCUUCCCAGAGAGACCUCAGGUUCAGCAGGAUGGGUCAUCUGGUCAGAAUUCAGAAAUCAAAAGACCAGGUCCUCCACGCUGGGUGAAAGCAGCCGCAUCUGUAUUGAGCUAUUUCAACCCUCUGGCCAUCGUCAGAUUAGCAGGACCGUGGGGUCCAGGGCUUGUAAAAAGAUUUCGGCCUGAUUUUAGAAGCAAGUUUGAGGACCUGUUUGAUGAUAACACUAUGGCGGAGUAUCUGUAUCACUGUAAUGCUCAAACACCCAGUGGUGAGGUUGGAUUCAGAGCCAUGUGUGAAUCACUGGGCUGGGCAAAGAAACCCAUGAUAAAAAGAGUAAACCUGCUGCCGCCCUCGAUGCCCAUCACGCUGGUUUAUGGUGCACGCUCCUGGGUGGACAGCAACAGCGGGACACAUGUUGCCAACAUCAGAGGGCAGAGCCCCACACAGGUGGUGUUGAUCGAUGAUGCUUCUCAUCACGUAUAUGCAGACCAACCUGACAAGUUCAACCAAGUAGUGGAGAACAUCUGCAACACUGAACAAUGAAUUUUGAACUACACGUCUAAUCGUGAUCGUUUGUCUGUUUGAGUGUGAGAGAAAGAACAGGAAAAAAAAAAUGUGCCAGUCUAGAUUGUGAGUGUUUCAUAUUGAGACCUCUGUAUUAAAAAAAAAAAAAAAAAAAGAAUAUUUCAAGAUUCCCACAUUUAUGCUUAAACAAAUCUGUUCCACCAACUUUUUAGAAUCAGUCAAAAAUCGGUGCUUAAGGUCACUUUAGCUGACAUUGCUGAAGUUAUCACUAAAGAGUGACUUUAGGGUCAAAGUCUCUGUUGCCCCAGUGUGUAAAGAUAGUUUUUCAUUAUAAUUGCCAGUUUUGGUCGACAGCUGGUGCAAAAAAACAGUGAGAGGGCAGGGAGAGGUUGUUCAUGCCAUUUAGGAGAAAAGCCAAUAAAUCAUCUAAUUAUUUCCUUUUAUUUGUAAUAUUGCCGUAGUAGUUUUGGGGUGUAUGCCCAUCCUGAGGUAUACUACUCUUUAGCUGUAAAUAAGCUCCAUUAAUUAAAACAGACCUGUCAUUUUAUACUAACUACACAAUCUACUUUAAAGCAAAAUUUGUUCUCAUGCUUCAUUUACGCACAAACGUUCACAUCUUUCCUUCCUCACAUUUGGUUUUAGUGGACUUGUAUAUGACGCACAUUGUUGGUGACUAAGAAGCAUUUUUAAACACAGUUCUGCUCUGUAAAAUCUUUUACUUAUUUUGUGCCAUAAUUGCUCAAUUCUCAAUUGCUUUAUAAGAAAUUUAAAAAUGUAAGAAAGGUUGACUUCUAAUAUGUUAAUUUAAUUUUGUAUUUAUCUUUGAGUCUGCAGUCUGUUUUGAUUUGAUUUGCAUGUGACUAUUUUUAUUGAUGUUUUAUUUGCUAGCCAACAGUAUGUCCUUCACUCAUUUAUUAAAUAAUCCUCGAUUGUAAGAUUUAAUUGUAUUUUAUAACAAUAUUAAAAUCCAGGUUUGUAUGCUGUA
Trichomycterus rosablanca is the source of this 2145-nucleotide messenger RNA. It is a transcript of the gene abhd4, whose product is annotated as abhydrolase domain containing 4, N-acyl phospholipase B. The transcript has 8 exons. Gene Ontology annotation, molecular function: phosphatidylcholine lysophospholipase A1 activity; lysophosphatidic acid acyltransferase activity. The record is from RefSeq and is a predicted model, not a curated record. NCBI's taxonomy places the organism in Eukaryota, Metazoa, Chordata, Actinopteri, Siluriformes, Trichomycteridae. The coding region runs from base 99 to 1178 and encodes 359 amino acids. Gene Ontology annotation, biological process: phosphatidic acid biosynthetic process; lipid homeostasis. Gene Ontology annotation, cellular component: lipid droplet; mitochondrion.